Messenger RNA from Entrophospora sp. SA101, 1761 nucleotides. The record is from the annotation of a GenBank genome assembly. NCBI's taxonomy places the organism in Eukaryota, Fungi, Glomeromycota, Glomeromycetes, Entrophosporales, Entrophosporaceae.
AUGUCAAAUCAAGGCUCAAAGAACCUUAAAACAUUUACCUAUCAGGAUUCUUUACCAAGACUUCCAAUUCCCUCACUAGAAGAAACUACCACCAAAUACCUACGUUCACUUCGUCCACUUAUUUCAAAACAGGAACUUGCGGUGGUUGAAGAACAAGUUAAAGAUUUUAUAAAGCCAAAUGGACUGGGUAAUCUGCUUCAACAGAGAUUAAUUGAUAUUGAUAAUAUUGCACCUGAUAAUUGGCUUGACGAUACAUGGUGGAUAAAAAAAGCCUAUCAAGAAUGGAGAGUUCCUUUGAUUAUUAACUCUAAUUGGUUUUUUAUGUAUAUUGAUGACUCGAACACUCCUGGUGAAUAUCUCGCUUCUCGUAAUGAUACUAGAUUCAAAGGAAUAUUCUCAGAAUUUCAAGUUAAAAGAAAUGUCACACGCUCUUAUCCUUUAUGUAUGCAUCAAUACACACGUGCUUAUGGUUUGACUCGUAUCCCACAACAUGGUUGUGAUGCGUUAAAUCAUACAAAACAUCCGAAUCAAUUCAGACACGUUAUAGUUACUGCAAGGAAUCAAUAUUAUAUUUUAGAAUGUUAUGAUGUCGAUGGGAAUAGAUUGAGUGAUGGUGACAUUGAACAGCAAAUUUGGGAAAUAAUUAACAAUGUUUUACAAACAGAAUAUGAUCCUCCAGUUGGAAUACUCACAGGAGAUGAUCGUGAUAGUUGGACCGUGGCGCGUGAACAUUUACUUACACUUUCUCCACAAAAUCGCGAGACAUUAAAUUUGAUCGAAAGUGCAUUAUUCGUUGUUAAUUUAGAUGAUUAUUCGUCCGGUGACAAUCUAGAUCAAUUUCUUGGAAACAUAUUCCAUGGAAAUGGCUAUAAUCGUUGGUUUGACAAGUCAAUGUCUAUAAUAGUGGAAAGUAAUGGAGUGGCAGGUAUGCAUGGUGAGCAUUCUCCAUGUGAUGCAUUAGUAACAGCAUUUAUCGCUGAAUGGACACUCAUAGAACCAACUGAUUUGGAUGCAAAAACCUCGGGCCGAAAAAUUCCAUCGCCACGUAGAAUCAGAUUUGUCACUAAUCAACAAACGCUUAAAUUCAUUCAAGAUGCAGAAAAACGUAUAUCACAAGUUAUUGCUGAUUCUGAUGUUACUGUAUUACACUCUUCAGAAUACGGUACACAUUUUAUAAAAAAAAUUGCAUAUUACAAACUUCACAGAAAAGUCGUCCCGACUUAUGAAACAGGUUCAACUCGACAAUUUAGACAUGGCCGUACUGAGACCAUAAGAACAUUGAGUGCGGAGAGUAAGGCUUUUGUUGAAGUAAUGGAAAACAAUUCUUUAUCAACAAAAGAAAAAUAUGGAUUAUUACAAGCAGCAGUAAAAGCACAUAGUGAAUAUACUCGAGAUGCAUCAAAUGGAAAAGGUUGCGAUCGUCAUUUACUUGGUCUUAGGCUAUUGCUAAAAGAAGGUGAAUCUCAUCCAUUAUUCCAACAUCCUAUUUUUGCAAAAAGUCAAGAAUGGUUAUUGAGUACAAGUGGUUUAACCACUGGCACUAAAUUUAACGGCACUGGGUUUGGUUGUGUAUAUCCAAAUGGUUACGGAAUUAAUUAUUUACCAGGUGAACAUGUAUUAAAAUUUGGUAUGGAAUCUAAAAAAUCAUCAACAGAAACUGAUACAAAGAAAUUUAAAGAAAGUAUGUUAAGCGCUUUGAAAGAUAUGAGACUUGUUUCUGAAGAAAUUAAUGGAAAAUACGAAAAAAGCAACAAACUUUAA